Messenger RNA from Symbiodinium pilosum, 338 nucleotides. Lineage: Eukaryota; Dinophyceae; Suessiales; Symbiodiniaceae. The record is from the annotation of a GenBank genome assembly.
GUGCAAAGCCUGUGUGGCUUGAAAAGUAUCGCUCGAAUCCGAAGGCGCGAAGGGCCUUCCAAGCGGGAUGGCCAGUGUUUGCGAAUUUGGAACAAAAUCCAUCGUCAAGACCCAUUAUCAGUCGAUACCUGCCAUGCCUGCUCCGAUCGGGGCUGCUUUGGCUCCUGAAGCCGGGCGAGGACGAGGAGCAGCUUGAUAAUGAGCGCCCGCUCACGGGGCAGGAGCACAUGCAGGCGAUGGCCAUUCCAAUGAUGGACGAGCUUGUGUGCGCCCACAGUGUCUACCCGCAUUUUCGCGGGACAGCUAGCCAGGCAGAAUUGAAGAAGCUAGCUGGCAAC